Messenger RNA from Lycium barbarum (goji berry), 1050 nucleotides. RefSeq lists its product as uncharacterized. Lineage: Eukaryota; Viridiplantae; Streptophyta; Magnoliopsida; Solanales; Solanaceae. The record is from RefSeq and is a predicted model, not a curated record. The coding region runs from base 1 to 1050 and encodes 349 amino acids. The transcript has 3 exons.
AUGGAAGAGUUGCCAUCUGAAAGUGAAGUAAAGGAGGCUAUAUUUUCACUCAAUGGGGAUAGUGCUAGUGGGCCUGAUGGAUUCACAGGACAGUUCUAUCAAAAAUGUUGGGAGGUUAUCAAAUUGGAUGUGAUUCAAAUGAAUAGAUUGGCAAAGGUUCUUCCUAAUAUUAUUUCUCACAAUCAGACAGGAUUUGUGAAAGGAAGGAGCAUUGCAGAAAACAUAUUGCUGGCACAGGAGAUCAUCAGAGAUAUUAACUUGAGAGCUAAACAUACUAAUGUGGUGAUCAAAUUAUACAUGGCAAAGGCAUAUGAUAGACUUUCCUGGAUUUUUUUGACUAAAGUAUUGAGACAGUUUGGGUUUGGAGAGGGGGUAAAACAAGGUGAUCCACUUUCUACUACAUUGUUCAUUAUAGCAGCAGAGGUUUUAACAAGGAGUCUGAAUAAGCUGCAUGAGAAGCCAAGUUUCAUAGGCUAUGGAAUGCCAAAAUGGAGUCCUCAAAUCAAUCAUCUAUCAUAUGCUGAUGACACAAUAUUAUUCUGUUAUGGGGAUGGAUGUUCUCUAAAACUAAUGAUGAAGAGACUGAGGAAUUAUGAAAAGGCUUCAGGACAGCUGGUCAAUACUGAUAAAAGCUGUUAUUAUAUUCAUCACAAAGUCUUAGCCAGAGUUAAUAGAAGGAUUAAAAGACAUACAAAGAUGAGAAAUAGAUCCUUUCCUUUCACAUAUUUAGGCUGUCCAGUGUUCUAUGGAAGAAGGAAAUUGAUAUACUAUGAGGAUCUGAUCAAAAAAGUGAUGAAAAGGAUUCUAUCUUGGCAAAACAGAUUGCUAUCUUUUGGAGGCAGAUAUGUGCUGAUCAAUCAUGUGCUGCAAACCAUGCCAGUGUAUUUACUAUCAGCCAUGAAUCCUUCUUCUGGGGUGAUAAAGCAACUGCACAAGAUCUUUGCCAAAUUCUUCUGGAGCAAUACAAUAGGGGUGAAAAGCAAACAUUGGGUGGCAUGGGACAAAUUAUGUUUACCAAAAGAUGAAGGAGCAUUGGUCUUAGAUCACUAA